Arabidopsis arenosa is the source of this 4217-nucleotide messenger RNA. NCBI's taxonomy places the organism in Eukaryota, Viridiplantae, Streptophyta, Magnoliopsida, Brassicales, Brassicaceae. The record is from the annotation of a GenBank genome assembly.
GAACCGGCUGAAAUUGAUCCAGAGUUUGCUCCGAUGGCAGAAAACCCUUGACGAUCAAAAGAAAGCCGUCUUCUUCCUCAGACAGAGUCUCUUCCAUCUUUAAUCGGAGAAACAUUUGAAAUCUCUUCAGAUCACCGGAAGUUCUGUGAGCUUUCUCUCGCGUUUCUUCUCUCCGACCAAUCCAAGUGUGAAGGUUGGCGGAGUAUUGCCGCCUAUUUCUUAUCUCAAUUGGUGUUCUUCAUUUGCUAGUCAUGGAAUCCAAUCCCCUUGUAAAACCCUAAUUUUUGCAUCUAUGAACUGCCGAGCAAUGAGAUUUGAUUUCUCAUCCGCUUCGCAUUUACUAUGAAACCACAGAUGUUCUUUCGAUCAGUCAUUCAGUUCUAUUCAAAGCCGUCAUGGAUGCAACGUUCCUACUCUUCCGGUAACGCCGAAUUCAAUAUCUCCGGCGAGGUCAUCAGCAUUUUAGCUAAGAAGAAACCUAUAGAGCCUGCUUUAGAGCCGCUUGUUCCGUUUCUCUCGAAGAAUAUCAUCACAUCGGUAAUCAAAGAGGAGGUCAAUCGGCAAUUAGGAUUCCGUUUUUUUAUAUGGGCGUCGAGAAGAGAGCGUCUCAGGAGCGGAGAGUCUUUUGGUUUGGUCAUCGAUAUGCUCUCUGAAGAUAAUGGGUGCGAUCUGUACUGGCAGACAUUGGAGGAGCUUAAAUCUGGAGGUAUCUCUGUCGAUUCUUAUUGCUUCUGUGUUCUGAUCUCGGCUUAUGCUAAGAUGGGUAUGGCGGAGAAAGCAGUGGAAUCGUUUGGAAGGAUGAAGGAGUUUGACUGCAGACCCGAUGUGUUCACCUACAACGUGAUAUUGCGAGUCAUGAUGCGAGAAGAUGUCUUCUUUAUGUUGGCUUUUGCUGUGUACAAUGAAAUGCUCAAGUGUAAUUGUUCCCCAAAUCUAUACACGUUUGGUAUCUUGAUGGAUGGAUUGUAUAAGAAAGGGAGAACUAGUGAUGCACAGAAGAUGUUCGACGAUAUGACCGGUAGAGGAAUUUCGCCUAACAGAGUUACCUAUACUAUUCUCAUUUCAGGUUUGUGUCAGAGGGGGAGUGCUGAAGAUGCACGAAAGCUAUUCUACGAGAUGAAAGCGAGUGGUAACUAUCCUGAUUCCGUCGCACACAAUGCUUUGCUUGAUGGGUUUUGUAAAUUAGGUCGGAUGGUUGAAGCAUUUGAGCUGUUGCGGCUUUUUGAGAAAGAUGGUUUUGUGCUUGGUCUUCGAGGUCAUAGCAGUCUAAUCGAUGGAUUGUUCAGAGCUAGGAGAUACACUCAGGCAUUUGAGCUGUAUGCAAAUAUGCUGAAGAAGAAUAUUAAACCUGACAUCAUUUUGUACACGAUAUUGAUUCAAGGGUUAUCUAAAGCCGGUAAGAUUGAGGAUGCAGUGAAGCUGUUACGCAGCAUGCCAAGUAAGGGCAUUACCCCAGAUACCUACUGCUACAAUGCUGUUAUAAAGGCUCUAUGUGGGAGGGGACUUUUGGAAGAGGGUCGGUCCCUCCAACUCGAGAUGUCAGAAACGGAAUCCUUCCCUGAUGCGUGCACACACACAAUUCUUAUUUGUAGCAUGUGCAGGAAUGGGCUGGUUAGGAAAGCCGAAGAAAUUUUUUUGGAGAUUGAGAAGAGUGGUUGUUCUCCUUCGGUUGCUACUUUUAAUGCUUUAAUCGAUGGACUGUGCAAGUCCGGUGAGCUCAAGGAAGCCAGGUUAUUGUUGCAUAAAAUGGAGGUCGGGAGACCUGCUUCUUUGUUUCUAAGGCUUGCGCACAGUGGAAACCGGAGUUUUGACACCAUGGUUCAAUCCGGUUCGAUUCUCAAGGCAUACAAAGAUCUUGCACAUUUUGCUGAUACCGGGAAUUCGCCAGACAUUGUUUCUUACAAUGUUCUUAUAAACGGGUUCUGCAGAGAGGGAGACAUUGACGGUGCUCUCAAGCUUCUCAAUGUGCUUCAACUAAAGGGUUUAUCCCCUGACAGUGUCACUUACAACACUCUCAUCAACGGACUUCAUAGAGUUGGCAGAGAAGAAGAAGCUUUUAAACUCUUUUAUGCUAAAGAUGAUUUUAGACACAGUCCUGCGGUUUACAGAUCGCUCAUGACAUGGUCAUGUCGGAGAAGAAAGCUCUUGGUGGCUUUUAAUCUAUGGAUGAAAUACCUAAAGAAGAUAUCUUGUCUGGAUGAUGAAACAGCUAAUGAGAUUGAACAAUGUUUCAAGGAAGGGGAAACCGAGAGAGCUUUAAGACGACUUAUUGAAUUGGAUACCAGAAAAGACGAGUUAACUUUAGGGCCUUACACGAUAUGGCUGAUCGGGUUAUGCCAAUCAGGGAGAUUUCACGAGGCCUUGAUGGUGUUUUCGGUUUUAAGGGAGAAGAAGAUCCUUGUCACACCUCCGAGUUGUGUCAAACUGAUUCAUGGACUCUGCAAAAGAGAACAACUUGAUGCAGCAAUAGAUGUGUUUUUAUACACUCUUGAUAACAACUUCAAGCUGAUGCCUAGAGUUUGCAACUACCUCCUAAGCUCCCUCCUCCAAUCAAGAGAAAAAAUGGAGAUUGUUUCUCAACUUACAAACAGAAUGGAACGUGCAGGGUACGAUGUUGACUCGAUGCUUCGAUUCAACCUUUUGAAACAUCAUAGAUAUAGAAAGCAGGAUCUCUGGAAACCAGAAGCUCUUGAGGAAAUGGAAGAAGGAAAAAAUAUGAGUUCCGAAUCAAUGGCCUUCUCUUCUCUCCUCAGAUCUGCCGCCGCCUCCACGGUUGCCGCUCCUCGCCCUGACUUUUUCUCGUCGCCGGCGUCUGAUCAUUCUAAGGUGUCCUCAAGUCUUGGAUUUAGUCGCAACCUGAAACCAUCGAGAUUUUCUUCUGGGAUAUCUUCGUCUAUACAAAAAGGCAAUGCAAGAAGUGUGCAACCCAUCAAGGCCACGGCUACAGAAGUGCCAUCUGCAGUUCGAAGGUCAAGUAGCAGUGGAAAGACAAAGGUUGGGAUCAACGGUUUUGGUCGGAUUGGAAGGUUGGUCCUCCGCAUUGCAACAUCCAGGGAUGAUAUUGAUGUUGUAGCAGUGAAUGACCCAUUCAUUGAUGCCAAGUACAUGGCUUACAUGUUGAAGUAUGAUUCUACUCAUGGAAAUUUCAAGGGAAGCAUUAAUGUCAUUGAUGAUUCUACUUUGGAGAUCAAUGGGAAGAAGGUCAAUGUUGUCAGCAAGAGAGAUCCAGCUGAGAUCCCAUGGGCUGAUCUUGGAGCUGAUUAUGUUGUUGAGUCUUCCGGUGUAUUCACCACCCUGUCAAAGGCUGCAUCCCAUUUGAAGGGCGGUGCCAAGAAAGUUAUAAUUUCUGCCCCUUCAGCUGACGCACCUAUGUUUGUUGUUGGAGUAAAUGAGAAGACAUACCAACCAAACAUGGAUAUAGUCUCCAAUGCAAGUUGUACCACCAAUUGUCUUGCCCCUCUUGCGAAGGUGGUGCAUGAGGAAUUUGGUAUUCUUGAAGGCUUGAUGACAACUGUCCACGCAACUACAGCUACUCAGAAAACUGUUGAUGGGCCAUCAAUGAAGGACUGGAGAGGAGGUCGGGGCGCUAGUCAAAACAUCAUUCCUAGCUCAACCGGUGCCGCGAAGGCUGUAGGUAAAGUUCUUCCAGAACUGAAUGGGAAACUUACGGGAAUGGCCUUCCGUGUACCAACAUCGAAUGUUUCUGUGGUGGAUUUAACUUGUCGACUUGAGAAGGGUGCCUCUUAUGAAGAUGUUAAAGCAGCCAUUAAGUAUGCCUCAGAAGGACCUCUUAAAGGCAUUCUCGGGUACACAGAUGAAGAUGUCGUCUCCAACGAUUUCGUCGGUGAUUCAAGGUCCAGUAUCUUUGACGCCAAUGCUGGGAUUGGAUUGAGCAAGUCCUUUGUGAAACUUGUCUCUUGGUACGACAACGAAUGGGGUUACAGCAACCGAGUUCUUGACCUUAUAGAGCACAUGGCUUUGGUAGCAGCCAGCCACUAAAUACACACCAGUUCUUGCAGAAGCUUGAGACUUUCUGCUUUUUGCGUAACCUGCUCUACAAAGCCGGUUUGGAUUUGUUCGGUUCAAUUAGGUGCUAGGUGUUUUGGGAAAUUUGGUUUGUUUGAAUCACGAGCCUAUCUUCUAUUUUUGUUUUGUUCCAGUAUGAGCAACUAUGGAAAACUAGAUUGGGUCCAAAAGACUAAAAACUGUGCGACUUU